Molecule: messenger RNA, 3196 nt
Organism: Ogataea polymorpha
Lineage: Eukaryota; Fungi; Ascomycota; Pichiomycetes; Pichiales; Pichiaceae
Exons: 1
Coding region: 1-1809 (602 amino acids)
Biological process (GO): microtubule-based movement
Molecular function (GO): ATP binding; microtubule binding; microtubule motor activity
Source: RefSeq, a predicted model, not a curated record
AUGUCCCACAAAGCUGCCAACUCCAGAUCCCGGUCACCGUCAAAGUCGCCUAGCAAACUCCAGCACAAAUUGCUAGCUCCAGACCUGGGCACAGAGUAUGUGAAUAAUACCAAUAUAAAGGUGAUCGUGCGGUUUAGGCCCGAAAAUGAGAUGGAGAAGGCCAGCGGUGCCACGAAUAUUGUCGAAUACCACCCAGAUAACCAGAGCGUCUCUGUCACUGUGGCGUCUAAUACCAGCAAUUUCACGUUUGACCGUAUUUUCAGCGAAGACACGGAGCAGGAAGAAAUCUUCAAUUAUUCGGUCAGACAGACCACCAACGACCUGGCCUUGGGCUAUAAUGGAACGGUGCUAUGCUAUGGUCAGACCGGAUCCGGAAAAUCGUAUACAAUGAUGGGAGAUCUGCAUGACGAGAGAAAUAAAGGACAGACUCCGCGGAUAUUCGAGCAGAUAUUCCAAGGCAUCGAGGACUCUCCAAAGACGCUCGAAUACACGGUUGGCGUCUCGUAUUUGGAGAUUUAUAACGAGAAUUUGCGAGACUUGCUCAAUCCAAAGAACAAUUCCAAGCUGGCAAUCCAUGAAAACAAAGUCGAUGGUGUUUAUGUCAGCAACUUGGAAACUCUCUAUGUGUCAAACCUCAACGAUGUGUACACUAUUCUAGACCAGGGAAACAAAAACCGAAGCGUCGGCUCCACGAAUAUGAACGAGCAGAGCUCGCGGUCGCAUGCUAUAUUUCAAAUACGAUUGAGCUCCAAGAAUUUGGAGGACGGGAUAAUCAAGACCGGUAACUUGUUUCUGGUCGAUCUCGCGGGUUCAGAGAAAAUCGACAAAACAGGUGCCUCCGGACAGCUAUUAGAGGAGGCCAAGAAAAUCAACUCGUCGCUCUCUGCUCUUGGCAAUGUCAUAAACUCUCUCACGGACGGCAAGUCCACGCAUAUCCCUUAUAGAGAUUCCAAGCUCACGCGUAUAUUGCAGGAGUCUCUCGGAGGAAACUCCCGAACCACGCUUAUUAUCAACUGUUCGCCUUCUUCGCUCAAUGAUCAGGAAACGCUUUCCACGCUCAGGUUCGGGUCCAGAGCCAAAUAUAUCAAAAAUAGCGUCCACAUUAAUAGCGAAUUGAGUAAUCAUGAGCUCAAGAAACGAUACUUUGACCAAGCCAAGAUUAACGAAGAAAACGUCCGAAAGAUACAGAAACUGGAAACGCGGAACCAGGAGUUGGAAGAGGAAAAUGGACAGUUGAAGGAAGAGUUGGCAAAGUUCAAGGAACUCAUGAACAUGACCACUCCGUCGAACGAAGUGGCCAAACUGAACGAUAAGAUCAUGAUGCUAAAGUCGUCUCAACUAGCCAUGACCAGAGAGCUGGAGCAAAAAAAUGCACACAUAGCCGAGCUUGAAAGCAAGGCGAAUGAUUCUCUUGAAAGCACUUCAAAACUCGAGGCUUUGGAGAAGGCCAUCGAGCAUUUCUCUGAUCACAUUGAGCAGAUCGAGGGACAAAAUAGACAAUUGAAAAAGGAUAUCCAGGCGUUGCAGCUGAUGAGCAACCAGAAAACCAACAAGAUCAAGGAGUUGGAGCAACAGUUGAAAGCGCAGGAGAUGCUUGUGGAGCAGGAUUCACAGAUAUUUGAGCAAAAACUCAAUCAUUUGAAAGGACGCGUGUCCUCCCAUAGAUCAUUGAAGCAGCGGACAUUGUCAGGAGAGAAGGAGAAUUCUGGGUCGAGCAUUUCAUCGCGCACACGGCCGUCUACCAAAAAUCGAAUAGGACUCAACCUGAGAAUUGUGAAGCCAAUGAGAGGCGGUCAACAAGGGACAUGAAAUUGAUUUAUUUAUUACGUUACUCAUAAAGUAUGGCCUUGCGACUCACUCAAAAACGUCUUGGCCUAGCUUGAGUCCGAGAAUGUUUCUGACAUCGCUGGUGAAUCUGAGGCUGUUCAACAGAGGCAGCAAAUUCAUUAGUUCGGAGUCAUCAGGAUCGUUGAUCCAACCCUCGAUCAUGAUUCCGUUCUUCUUGUGAAAGCUGUAACUGAUUGGCGAGUUGUCUAUUAUGAUGACCCUGCUAAGGUCUGUUGCUGAUCUUCCCACGGAAGAUCCUCUCGUUCUGCUUGCAGAACGGUCUCUAACAGAAUUGACGGUCUCGUUCGAAUUGUUUGUUCCUGGAGGGUGUGGCGAGGCGGUUGGUGUGGAUGGUCUCUCUCUUUGGUGACCAGUCAGGACCCCGAGGUCCUUCACAUAACCUUUGCCUUCGGUGAAAAUACAGCUGUUUCGGUAAAAUCGUUGGCUGAACAGCUUUUUCUGCGAAAUGUCUCCUUUGUCCUUGAGCAUGACCUCUUGUUCCAGAUAGUUGAUCACCGGGUCGGCGUACUCCUUGAUGGAGGCAGUGAAGCACACGAGGUUGAACCAGUUGCGGACUAUCGACAAGAACUCGUCCACGUAAGGUCGUUUAUAUAUAUGAUAUAGCGUAGCCAAUUGACUAUUGAUUCGGAUCUCAAUGGUGGUUCCUUUAUUCUUGUUGAGAAUCGAUGAGUUGUGUCUCGAAAGAGAAUGUAUAAGGGUCUCGUCUAGAUCAAGAACAAGCGUUUUUUGUGGCAGGUUUGGAGGAUGAUUAAUGUUAAAGUUGAACAGCAGUUUAGGGAAGAUAAACUUCUUUUUCCGAGGCGUCAUGAGAUUGUUAUGGCGUAUGUUCUUCCUGCGUUCUGUAUUAUGUAGUUGCUGUGGCGGUUGUCGAAUUGCACUGGUAGAGGCCACCGGGCCGGUUGGUGAUUUUAUCGGAUCCUCGCUCUUAUCCAGUUCAAACUCUAUGUCUUCCUCCAUUAUGGUGGUGAUUUGAGUUGCAGGGUCUUCACGAGACCUCUGAGGCUGGAGAACAUGUACCUGAUCUGCGCUAGUGUCAUUGGAUUGUGGAGCGGGCGUCGUUUGUUGCAUAGCUUGUUUCUUGCUAAACACAUUUAUCAGUGCCCUCACAGGGUACGUGACGAUAUAAAGAACCAGUACGAACGGGUUGACAAUGAUAUGCUUUGGGAUAAAAAACAAGAUGCUUAAAAGAGUGCUAAAAGACGAUGGAUCGUCGGUAUCCUCCUCCUCAUCGAAUGCAGGUUGCUGUUCAUUUUGGAAUUGUACUGGAGGAUCGAGCUGCCUUGUGACAAUGGCUGAAUCGUCAAUGUCUAAUGGAGACUUCUGAUCCGGCGGAAACGCAGGGUUGAAC